AUGCCUUUGGUGAAGAGGAGUAUUGAGCCCCGGCACCUGUGCCGGGGAGCGCUGCCUGAGGGGAUCACCAGUGAGCUGGAGUGUGUCACCAACAGCACACUGGCCGCCAUCAUACGGCAGCUCAGCAGCCUGAGCAAACAUGCUGAAGACAUAUUUGGUGAGUUGUUUAAUGAGGCCAACAACUUCUACAUCAGAGCCAAUUCCCUUCAAGACAGGAUUGAUCGCCUUGCUGUCAAAGUUACGCAGCUGGAUUCAACGGUGGAAGAGGUGUCACUGCAGGAUAUCAACAUGAAGAAAGCCUUCAAAAGCUCCACGAUCCAGGACCAACAGGUGGUGUCCAAGAACAGCAUUCCCAACCCCGUGGCUGACAUUUACAAUCAGAGUGACAAGCCGCCCCCUCUUAACAUCCUCACACCGUACAGAGAUGACAAGAAGGAUGGUCUGAAGUUCUACACCGAUCCUUCCUAUUUCUUUGACCUCUGGAAAGAAAAAAUGCUUCAGGACACUGAAGACAAAAGGAAGGAGAAACGGCGACAGAAGGAGCAAAAGCGUAUAGAUGGCACAACCCGCGAGGUGAAAAAGGUUAGAAAAGCCAGGAACAGGCGCCAGGAGUGGAAUAUGAUGGCAUAUGACAAGGAGCUUAGACCCGACAACAGGUUGUCUCAGAGUGUGUGCCACGGCGCGUCUUCCGAGGGAUCCCUGUCCCCCGAUACUAGGUCCCAUGCCUCGGAUGUCACGGAUUACUCGUACCCGGCCACCCCAAACCACUCGCUGCACCCGCAGCCUGGGACACCCUCUUAUGUGGCCGGCGAUGGGCCACCUCAUGGAGCAGGCGGUCAGGCAACUGAGCAUGAGUUCAGACCUCCCUCCGGCUCAGCCAGGCACAUGACCCUCAAUAGACCGCAGCAGCCACCCCCACCGCCACCCCCACAGGCUGCAGAUGGCUCUCAGGCCUCGAUCCCCGGGGCCCCUGCGGACUAUGGGAUGCUGCCAACACAGAUCAUUGAGUAUUACAACCCAUCGGGACCCCCACCGCCGCCCCCACCCCCCAUGAUCCCAUCUGCACAGACUGCCUUCGUUAGCCCUCUGCAGGUGCCCACGCAGGCCUUUCCCAUGGCCCCACCACACCCACCGCCUGGUGGGCUCGUCGUCACUGCCCCACCCCCACCGGGGCCCCCACCACCCCCGCCCGGGCCCCCAGGAGCCGGCUCCUCGCUCUCUUCCUCCCCCAUGCACGCCGCCCCAGUGGCCGAGGCCAAGCGGCAAGACCCCUCGCAGCCCCCCAUCAGCGACGCGCGGAGCGAUCUCCUGGCUGCUAUUCGAAUGGGAAUCCAGCUGAAAAAGGUGCAGGAACAGCGAGAGCAGGAGGCGAAGCGGGAGCCCGUGGGGGACGACGUGGCCACCAUCCUGUCCAGGCGCAUUGCUGUGGAGUACAGCGACUCGGAUGACGACUCGGAGUUCGACGACAAUGACUGGUCUGAUUGA
Elephantulus edwardii (Cape elephant shrew) is the source of this 1485-nucleotide messenger RNA. It is a transcript of the gene WASF3, whose product is annotated as WAS protein family, member 3. The record is from RefSeq and is a predicted model, not a curated record. Gene Ontology annotation, molecular function: Arp2/3 complex binding; actin binding; protein kinase A regulatory subunit binding. NCBI's taxonomy places the organism in Eukaryota, Metazoa, Chordata, Mammalia, Macroscelidea, Macroscelididae. Gene Ontology annotation, cellular component: SCAR complex; cytoskeleton. Gene Ontology annotation, biological process: positive regulation of Arp2/3 complex-mediated actin nucleation; actin cytoskeleton organization. The transcript has 8 exons. The coding region runs from base 1 to 1485 and encodes 494 amino acids.